AUGGACGCCAUUCAAAAGCUUUUCGAAAGAGAAUCUGAGCAAGAAGGAUUAGCUCGCAUCGAUUUUGUGCUGCGCAGCCUAUCUGGUGAACAGCGGAAGCAACCACUGCUUGUGGUUGGACAUGCUAUCACAUUGGCUGUUGCGCUUACGAUAGGUAUACGUUCCCAGGGAGAAAGAGGAAGAUCGUCGACAAGCGAUUCGCGCGAUUCGGGCACUCCCAUCACCUCGUUUGAGUACCAAAUGAGUAUCGAUACCUUGGGUAAUGAAGUCAUUGAUCAAACGACUUUGGGUGUUAGAUUCCCACCAGGAAGUGUUGUCACACUAAUUCAGAAGAAUAAAGGACCACCAUUUCUGUAUCAGCUAGCCCCUAACAUCGUCCCACCACUAUCCUAUGGAGAACUCUUCACCAACAAAGCUGUUGUGGCAACAUAA
Cylicostephanus goldi is the source of this 432-nucleotide messenger RNA. The record is from the annotation of a GenBank genome assembly. Lineage: Eukaryota; Metazoa; Nematoda; Chromadorea; Rhabditida; Strongylidae.